AUUAAAUAAAAAAAAUGUCACUUCCUCGUAAAGCACUCAUCGCUGUUACCAGUUACAAUGAACCCUUCUAUGCUGACGGCGCCAAAACUGGAUUGUUCUAUACUGAAGCACUUCAUCCCUAUGAAGCACUCGUCAAGGCAGGAUUCCAAGUGGACUUGGCAUCUGAAACAGGUAGCUAUGGUAUGGACGAACAUUCCACCACCUCUGAUUUUCUCAACGAACACGAUCAAAAGGUGUAUGAUGAUCCAAACCACCCAUUUAACGUGGCCUUAAACAAGAACCUUCAUAAAGCCAGCGAUUUAAACCCCAAGGACUAUGGCUUAUUCUUCGCCUCUGCAGGCCACGCUACACUUUAUGACUAUCCAAAGGCCCGCGGACUUCAAUCAAUUGCUGAGGAUAUCUACGCGCGCGGAGGUAUUGUAUCAGCAGUGUGUCAUGGACCUGCUAUUUUACCUGGUAUCAAGGACACUAAGACUGGUAAAUCCAUCAUUGAUGGUAAGGAUGUCACAGGAUUCACGGAUGAAGGCGAAGUAGUCAUGGGUAUUUUGGAUAAGAUUAAGGGAGAUAAGGUGCCUACGAUUGAAUCUGCUGCUGCUUCUGUCAAUGCCAAAUAUCAUUCUCCUCCUACACCAUUUGCAGAUUAUAGUUUGACAGACGGUAGGGUUGUAACAGGUGCUAAUCCAGCGAGCGCACACUCGACUGCAGCAAAAGCUAUUGAUGCGUUUGAUAAAGUUAAAUAAUAAAGAAAUCGCGUCAUAACAAUAAGAUUGGGGAUACUUUUUUUGUUUGUUAUUG
Messenger RNA from Mucor mucedo, 795 nucleotides. Its product is annotated as class I glutamine amidotransferase-like protein. Gene Ontology annotation, molecular function: glyoxalase III activity. Lineage: Eukaryota; Fungi; Mucoromycota; Mucoromycetes; Mucorales; Mucoraceae. The record is from RefSeq and is a predicted model, not a curated record. Bases 15 to 740 code for a protein of 241 amino acids. The transcript has a single exon.